ACCUGGGAGUUCACCCUGAAGGUUAAGGCGGGCUUGCUCUUGGAUUCAUAUCAUCAAUUUCAGAUUUUCUUAUGUCUGGGCUUUUUCGUCUUUCAGCUAUGAAGACAACGAUUCUGCUUCAAUGGGGAAAAUUAUUUCUGAUACUCACAGCGCUCUCCUGCUGCAGUGCUCUUCAGGUUACCAUUGAAAAGCAAGAAUAUGAGGUUCAUAAAGGAGAAGAUGUGACUUUGACAUGUAAAUUUGUCCCAGCCAGACCAAUUUCCAAUGCAUUCUUCCUCAAAUGGGAAGCCAGCCCUGAUAAAAUCGGUGAUUCAAUGAAAACGGUGGCCUCCUACUUUCUAAACAACCCAAUUGAUAUUGCACCUGCCUAUGAAAGCCGGGCCACUAUGGAAGUAGACAUUGACAGACAAAUGAGCACGCUUCGGUUAACACAAGUGACCAUGCAGGACAGCCGCAGUUUCCAAUGCAGUGUCACGAUCCCUGGUGACGAUGAGGGAAACACAGCUGACACCACUUCUCUUUUAGUCCUGGAGCCUCCAUCUCCACCAGUCUGUAAUAUUCAGGGAACAGCAGAGUACUGGCAUGAUAUCGUCCUCACCUGCAUGUCCGAGGAAGGAUCUCCAAAGCCUUCCUAUAAAUGGAAAAGCCACAGUGUUGAAAACAUUCCCAGACCAUUUCCACCAAAGACAACUGAAAAGGAUGGAGCGUUAUCGCUGUUCAACAUUUCAAAGGAAAUGUCUGGGUUCUACAUUUGCACAUCAACAAAUCGAUUUGGUUCUGCCAGCUGCAACCUAACUUUGGCUGUGAUGCCUAGUAGCAUGAACUUGGGAUCCACUGCAAUUAUAAUUGGAGUAGUCGCAGGUGUUGUGGUUGCAGCGGUUAUAGUUUUCUGUUGUUGCCGGAAAAAAUGCAAAAAAGACAAGCAGGCUGAAGGUUCCCCUGAAGAAAUGGCAUAUUUUGACAAAGAUGCUCCUGAAGCUGAGCAGUACUUGGAUGACAAGUCAAAGUCGAAGCAGCAGUACAAGGAUGAAGACAAAGAUGUUGUUCCUCAAAGCAACUACAGCGUAGGGACAGCUGAGAAAAAGUUUGAGGAUGAUGAACACAGUAAUCGCAGUGGUAGAGGAAGAAAUGAUGACAAAGGCAGUGAUGCUGACUCUCAACGCAACAAGGAAGACCGUCAUGAUCAGUAUCGUGGUAGUCGGGAUCGCCUUGAUGAUCGACGUGAUGAAUACAGGGGCAGUCGAGAUCGCCUCGAUGAUCGGCGCAAUGAUUACAGGGGCAGUCGGGAUCGCCUUGAUGAUCGACAUGAUCAGUAUCGAGGCAGUCGGGAUCGUCUUGAUGAUCGACAUGAUCAGUCUCGAGGCAGUCGGGAUCGUCUUGAUGAUCAGCGCGAUCAGUAUCGUGGUAGUCGGGAUCGCCUUGAUGAUCGGCAUGAUGAAUACAGAGGCAGUCGGGAUCGCCUUGAUGAUCGACGCGAUCAGUAUCGAGGCAGUCGGGAUCGUCUUGAUGAUCACCGUGAUCAAUAUAGAGGUAGUCGGGAUCACAUUGAAUAUAUUGAUGAUCGUUAUGCAAGCGGAUAUGAUUAACCUGUGUUGCUGAAUGUUUCAUUCAUUUUUACCUUCUCCAUUCACUUUUGAUAUUCAUGUGUUAAUGCACAGGCAGCAAAGUCCAUAGGCACAUGUAUGAAUAUACUAUCAGUUAUUGAUUUAACGUUUAUCCGAAUAACAUCAGUCAGGUCAGCGGAAAUUCAAUGAAAGUGUCAUCUCUUAACUAAGCCUGUUUCAGUCAAUUCUAAUGCUAAAAUCUUCCAGUGUAAAAUAUAAGGAAUAAUUUCAAAAUACUCUUAGCAACUAUUUUUUUGUUGCCCUUUAAUUUUUACAAAAACUAGUCUGGUGCAAAAAUGCAAUUUGUGAGAAAAAAAAACAGUAUCAGGAACAUUUACACCUUGAAACUUAAAGAAAACCUUGUAUAUCAAGGUAACUUGACCUUUUGGAUUAACAUAAAUGUCUUUUAUGCACACUGUCCAAAGAAACAGACCAGAUUUCUAUAGAAAUCUGAGAAAAACAUAACAAAUGAUUCACUUAGGCUCUCAUUUUAGGGCAAUGCACUCUGGGUAAUGAUGUCAUAUGACUACACUGACCUUCAUACACCUUUCUUACAUUUUCUCGAAUGUGUGGAGAUCUGGAGAGUUUCUUUGUACAACAUACAUAUACAAAACAAAAAUUAGUCCAAUAAGGCCAGUCAUUCAUUUUAAUGCAAUUGAUUUAAUGCUGUAACUUGGGAAUUGUGGUUCAAAAGUUGUUUAUUUUUUAUUUUUUAUGCAAAUUUCAUCUGUUUCUGUCCUUUUCUAAAUGUAAAUGAGUUCAUUUGUUUUGUUUUAAAGUCUUUUUUAAACUGCAGUUUAAAAUAGAAGUUAAAAUGCCUCAGCUGUACCUGGGCUAGAAUUAAAGGAAUUUUAUAACGUGUGUGGAAAACUAGUCCGUAUAAGUUGUUGCAUUUUAUGUUUUUGUGAGUGCUAUGAACAUUAAUUGAAAAUACUGUAUCGUUGAUAAAAUCUUUGCCGCUUUAGGUUCAUGUUUAUGUGACAAUGACUCAUCUUGCAUGCUAAAUCUGCCUUUUUUUUACACAAAAAUAACAAAUUAAGUUUAAUUAAGAAAUAAAAUUGGUAAAAUUGCAAUCUUUGUGUGCAAUUUGUUUUAAAAAAUAGAACACAUUUUAGACAUGUUUA
This is a messenger RNA of Cheilinus undulatus (humphead wrasse), 2728 nucleotides long. Its product is annotated as cell surface A33 antigen-like. Gene Ontology annotation, cellular component: plasma membrane. The transcript has 7 exons. The coding region runs from base 72 to 1586 and encodes 504 amino acids. Lineage: Eukaryota; Metazoa; Chordata; Actinopteri; Labriformes; Labridae. The record is from RefSeq and is a predicted model, not a curated record.